Messenger RNA from Protopolystoma xenopodis, 366 nucleotides. The record is from the annotation of a GenBank genome assembly. Lineage: Eukaryota; Metazoa; Platyhelminthes; Monogenea; Polystomatidea; Polystomatidae.
AUGUAUGCUGAUGAUGCUGGCGCGACUAGCCGAAGUCUAUCGAUGCCACUAAGUGAGGUUGGACACCGGAUCAACCAGACUCCGCUCAAUGUGCAGUGCCGACUGCGACGCGCCGGCUCACUCUGCCGGCCGACUAGUUCAAGCUGUGAUUUGGCCGAGUACUGUGAUGGCCGAAGUCAAUGGUGUCCGGCCGAUGUGUACCGUGCCGACGGCGAGCGAUGCACCACUAGCGAAGGCUAUCCGGUGGGUUGCCAAAACGCCCUGACUACAGCAAUUCUCCUUAUGCGAAGAAAAGUUGGGUUUCGAGGAAUUUCUUGUCUCGCAAUUAUUGAGCUUACUUCCAUUUCGAGUGAAAGUGUUUGGUGA